AUGAAAGAUGUAACAGUGAACAGUGAUGAGUGCAUCGUUUCGUUCGACGUCGUGUCUCUGUUCACCAGUGUGCCCAUAGCGCUAGCAGUGUCCUGCGCACGAGCAGCUUUGAAGGAAGAUAAACUCUUGAGCGAAAGAAGCUGCCUAAGCAUCGACGAACUGUUUCGUCUACUGGAGUAUUGCCUCAAGGGGACAUACUUCAGCGUCUACGGGAUCUUCUACAGACAAGCCAGCGGGACCGCGAUGGGGGCGGCGAUCUCCGUUACAGCUGCGAACCUCACAAUGGAGCACAUUGAAGAAACGGCACUAGACUCCUUUAUUGACAAGCCGAAAGUGUUUGUGAGGUACGUGGAUGACUGCUUCUGCGUCAAGUCAGCCGUAGACAGCUUCCUCCAACAUCUGAAUUCCGUCGACCAGGCGAUACAGUUCACGGUGGAGCGAGAGCGAGACGGGACGCUUCCAUUUCUCGAUUCGGGCGGCAGGGUGAGCGCAUGA
Rhipicephalus sanguineus (brown dog tick) is the source of this 495-nucleotide messenger RNA. RefSeq lists its product as uncharacterized. Bases 1 to 495 code for a protein of 164 amino acids. NCBI's taxonomy places the organism in Eukaryota, Metazoa, Arthropoda, Arachnida, Ixodida, Ixodidae. The record is from RefSeq and is a predicted model, not a curated record. The transcript has a single exon.